Messenger RNA from Phalaenopsis equestris, 947 nucleotides. Its product is annotated as GTP-binding nuclear protein Ran1A. Gene Ontology annotation, cellular component: nucleus; cytoplasm. NCBI's taxonomy places the organism in Eukaryota, Viridiplantae, Streptophyta, Magnoliopsida, Asparagales, Orchidaceae. The record is from RefSeq and is a predicted model, not a curated record. Bases 98 to 763 code for a protein of 221 amino acids. Gene Ontology annotation, biological process: ribosomal subunit export from nucleus; protein import into nucleus. The transcript is spliced from 8 exons. Gene Ontology annotation, molecular function: GTPase activity; GTP binding.
CUCUCUCCUCCCCCCGAAUAAAUAACCUCAGCUCCUCGUCCCCAAUGACCAAACCCUCGCCUUUCUUCCAUUCCAGCUCUCGCGAAGAAGAGGACCAAUGGCGCUUCCGAACCAGCAGCAGGUGAAUUACCCUAGCUUCAAGCUUGUAAUCGUCGGCGAUGGCGGGACGGGGAAGACUACCUUUGUGAAGAGGCAUUUGACGGGGGAGUUCGAGAAGAAAUACGAACCUACCAUUGGCGUUGAGGUGCAUCCUCUAGAUUUCCACACCAACUGCGGGAAGAUCAGAUUCUACUGCUGGGAUACUGCAGGGCAGGAAAAGUUUGGAGGUCUUAGAGAUGGAUAUUACAUCCAUGGACAAUGUGCCAUUAUUAUGUUUGAUGUGACGGCCCGCCUUACAUACAAAAAUGUUCCUACAUGGCACAGAGAUCUCUGCAGAGUUUGUGAGAACAUUCCAAUUGUUCUAUGUGGAAACAAAGUGGAUGUGAAGAACAGACAAGUGAAGGCAAAGAUGGUCACUUUCCACAGGAAGAAGAAUCUCCAGUACUAUGAAAUCUCAGCCAAAAGCAAUUAUAAUUUUGAGAAACCCUUCCUUUAUUUGGCUAGAAAACUUGCUGGGGAUCCAAAUCUCCACUUUGUUGAAUCCCCAGCUCUUGCUCCUCCUGAAGUCCAUAUUGAUCUUGCUCAACAACAGCUCCAUGAGAAAGAGCUUAUUGAUGCAGCUGCACAACCUCUUCCAGAUGAUGAUGAUGAAGCAUUUGAUUAAAAUGAAAGAUCUCAAAUCUGUGUUAAAGAUCAUAUAUAUGCAUCAAUUAUGAUCUUUUCAGGUUUUGAAGUGUUUGGUAGAGAGAGACCUAUUAGCAGUUUAGUUAUCUUCUUUUCAGCUCAUUUGUAGCUUUUUGAAUGAAAACUUUUGUUCUGAAAACAUUUCAACAUUUUUAUAUUCGGAC